AUGGACAGAUUCAAAGACAGAACUAAAAAGAUUAUGGACAUGUUACCAGAUGGAAAUAAAAUUAUUUUGGAUACUAGCAGCAAAAUGAGAAUUGACCAAAAUGAAGACUUUAUUGCAAAAAAUCCAGAAGACAAUGAAAACAUGGAAAAUAUAAUUCACAAAGAAAAUAAGGAAAAUAUUCAAGAUAACAGACAAGAACAACGAAUAAGCGGAGAAAAGCAAGUCCAAAUUGCAGCCGCAAAUCCAGAUGUUCCGGACGAAUUAGAACAAAUACCUCAAAUAAAUGAAAUUUCUGUGUACCAUGAAGACAAAAAUAGUAAUGAACGUAAUUUAACAACCUUGCAAAAUGUACUACCUACUAACAUUAUAGGUAGUGAGUUGGUAAUAAUGAAUAUUCCAGAAGUAACAGACAUGGUGAAUACUGAUGAAAUUUUUCCUGAAAAUUAUUUAGAAAAAAAUGAUAAUGUACUCUCCAGUUGCAUUCCAUUAAACGAAACUAAUGCCUUGGAGUUAGAAAAUAACAUUCUUAGCUCAUCUGAUAUAGUUGAGAAAAUAAAGUUACAAACGUCCACAAUGAAGAAAUUCGACAAAGCAGUGACAUUGAACGUGAGUUUAGGCAAUGAAAGAGAAAUAAAACAAGAUGCUAUCCAAGAUGAACAUAAUCUUAUAAAAAGAAAGAGAAGGAAAAGACAAUUUGUGAAUGAAGGAACAUGGAAUGAAAAUAAGAAGAAAUUGAAACGUGAAAAGGGGGAAAUUUAUUUAGGAAAAAGAAAGAUCAAUGGCCAGUGGAAUUAUAAUACAGAAAGAGAAGAAAGAAAAUUAAAAAAGCCAUUAAAAUCAAAUGACGUAAAAAGACAUAAAAACAGGCGAAAUGAAACAACAUCUAGAAGAAAAGAAUCUAUGGUUUAUCACAUGAAGAAGCAAGAAGAACUUAUCAGAGUUUGUAGACAGAUGUUUUUAAACACACAUGGCCUUAAGGAAAACAUGGUAUUGAACUGGUUGAAAAAAGAUUUAUCUGAUACAAUAGAUUCUGAAGAACAUAGUUCGGAAGAGAAGAUUACUCAUCCAAAGUGUUACAAAGAUUUGAAACUAAGUCUAACAAUAUUUUUUUCAGAACUGUCGAAGGUCGAGUCACAUUACUGCCGGUCUUCAUCGGACAAACUAUAUUUAGAGCCUAAUUGGAAACCCAAAGCCUCACUGUUUCAAUUUUACAAACGCUGGUGCCAAGAAAAACAAAUAGCCACUUCAUCAAUCGCUUCGUUUUGUCACGUUUUCGAGAAAAUGAACCUUUCUCUCUUUCGCCCUAAAAAGGAUGAGUGCGACAAAUGUGUGGCAUAUCGAAAUGGCAAUUUACCUGACGACGUGUUCAAUUUGCAUCAAGAAAAAAAAAUAGAAGCCAGAGAUGAAAAAAACCAGGAUAAGGAGUCCGCACAUAGAGUUUUUUGUAUUGAUCUACACUUCUUGAAAGAUCAUAUCGAGAGAGAUAUUGAGGCUGAACAAAAAAUUAUAAUGUACAGUGAUGGAUGUACAUCACAGAAUAGGAAUUCGACAUUGGCCAAUGCCCUUCUUAAUCUAUGCAUGGAUUCAAAAAUGACGAUCGAGCAGAAAUUUCUGGAAAAGGGGCAUACCCAGAUGGAGGCAGACUCUAUGCACUCUACUAUAGAAAGAAAACUUUGUCAUACCAAUAUUAACGUACCUGCCGACUAUGUUGAAAUUUGUAGAAAUGCACGUAAAAAUCCAAGAUCCUACACAGUUCAUUACCUAGACCAUGGAUUUUUUAAAGAUUUCAGCAAUCUUCUGUUUGUAAAAUAA
Messenger RNA from Psylliodes chrysocephalus, 1812 nucleotides. NCBI's taxonomy places the organism in Eukaryota, Metazoa, Arthropoda, Insecta, Coleoptera, Chrysomelidae. The record is from the annotation of a GenBank genome assembly.